UGUCAUAUAUUUAAAAAUGGCUGCAUUAAGGCAUAUAUCUAAUAAAAUAAUUAAAAAGGUUUUUAAACCCGAUAUUAGAUUAAAAAUAGAAACUUGUGCAUUAUGUACACGAUUAUUACAUUAUUCUCCCAUCGAAUACGAUCAAAAACACGAUCCAGCACCGAAAUUUUUCAACACAGAUAUUCAGAAUUUACUACGAGAACUUACAAGAAUCGAUUUAUCUAAAGUAUUUAAAAAAAGAAAACUAGGUACAGAAGGUUUAGAAGAUCCUGAAUACAAAUUUUUAACAGAUGAAGAACUUAAACAAGCAUACGAAGAAGCGCGUCAAAAGUCAUACGAAUUAUUACAAAUACCCCCAAUAGUUGCAGCGAGGAAGCCGAAAGAUCGUAUUUUAUCAUACGAUCCCGCUUUACAAGGUUUAGAAGAAUCCAAAAUGGUUUUUACAGAUAUAUCUUUUGGUGUUAGAGAUGCAGAUAGGAUUAUCGUUGUUCGAGAUCCGGAUGGUACUUUAAGAGAAGCCGAUUGGGAAUUGAGAGGUAGGAUGAAUCAAUUAUAUUUCCCCCAAAUAGGUCGAUUGUUGAAACCCCCGAGGAUGUUUUUCGGAGAAUAUUUUGAUAGUUUGUUGGAACGUAAAGAAUAUAUUUUCAUCCUCGAUAGAGCGUGUAUACAAUUCGAACCUGACGAUCCGGAUUAUCAAAGAGUAGUUUCCGUAACUUACCAACACAUAAACGACCACAACGGUUUCGAUAUUUUACGAUCUACAAGGCAUUUCGGGGCGCUAGUUUUCUUUCUCGUUUGGAAUAAAAAUAUCGAUAAUUUGUUAUUAGAACUGAUAGAAACUUGUCAUAUUAACGAAGCCGGUACAUUAUUAAACUUGUUUUCUAAUAUACAUAAUGUCGUUUUGGAAAAAAGUGACGAAUUUUUCGCAAUUGAAGAUUACAUUAAUAAGUUCGCUAAUAAAAAAGCUGCUUUACAAUUGGGUUUACAAGCUUACAAAGAUUUAGCAAAAGAAAAAAACAGGAUCGAAGAAGGCAUUAAAAUUGCACAUGGCAUAAGUUAACGCUAAAUAAUUUUGUUAAAUAUAGUUAUUCAAACUUUUA
This is a messenger RNA of Diorhabda carinulata, 1100 nucleotides long. It is a transcript of the gene mRpS22, whose product is annotated as 28S ribosomal protein S22, mitochondrial. The record is from RefSeq and is a predicted model, not a curated record. The transcript has 2 exons. Lineage: Eukaryota; Metazoa; Arthropoda; Insecta; Coleoptera; Chrysomelidae. Bases 17 to 1060 code for a protein of 347 amino acids. Gene Ontology annotation, cellular component: mitochondrial small ribosomal subunit. Gene Ontology annotation, molecular function: structural constituent of ribosome.